UCUCUGCCCCAUACAGAACAGCAGUACUUUGACAUUGAAAAGAGACUGUCCGAGAGUCAGGAACAGAUCCUGUCUUCCACCAGAGACCUGCAGACACUCAAGGAGGAAAAUAAAAAACUCAAUGAAGAGCUGAGCACACUGAAGGGGAUAGAGGGAGAGACCCUUGAAGAUAAACCACCACAACAGCAAACCAAGGCCAAGUAUGAGAUCGAGGCAGAGAAGAGAGAGCUGGCGCGGCUGCUGGAGAAGAGAACGCAGGAGGCGGAGAACCUCUCUGAGGAUGUGAAGCGUCUGAAUGAGAAGCUGACAGAGACCAGCAAAGUGAAGAUGGAGCUGCAGCUAAAACUGGAUGGUAUACAGUCCUCUGAGGCUUCUCUACAGCACCGAGAGAAGCGUAUGGAGCAGGAGAAAGAGUUGCAGACAAAGAAGAUCAAGUGGUUAACUGAACAACUGAAGACCAAAACUGAAGAACUGCUGAACACCACCAGAGAGAAAGGCAAAGAUAUUCUGCAGCUACAGGGUGGUCUGAAGAACGGCAAGGAGCAGGUGACCAGACUGGACAGACAGCUGACCUCUCUGAAGCAAACCAGUGAGAGCCAGGGUAGAAGAGCCGAAGACCUCAACAACAAACUGAAACAGUCUAAAGACGAGCUCAGUGCCAUGGAGGAGAAAUACCGCAACGAGCUCAACGCUCAUGUCAAGUUGUCUUCCCUCUACAAGGUGAGAACGGCUACUAUGGAGACAAAAAAUCAAGAACUGAGCAGAGCCGUGCAAGAGCUCAGCAAGCUGGUUAAAGACAGCGGGGAAGCCAAUAAGGCUCUAGAAAAGAAGGUGUCGGAGGGAGAAGAACUAAAGACCCGGCUUGAGGCAGAGCUUAGAGAGAAGGUCAAGAAAAUGGAGAAAGAGCUAGAAAACGCCACGAUGAAGGCUGCUGGAAAACGAUGCUGUGUGCCCUCUCUGACUGACGAGCAGUUGGACGCCAUGUGUCCAUCAGCAGCCGCCAUCGCUGCCAUCGUCAAGCCCGGCAUGAAGUUCUUUGAUCUGUAUAAUGCGUAUGCAGAGUGUCAGACGCAUCUUCAGCUGGAGAAGCAGGAGACCAGGAGAGUGAGCAGAGUUCUGGAUGAGAUCGUUCAGGAGGUUGAGUCCAAGGCUCCUGUCCUCAAGCGGCAGAGAGAGGAGUACGAGAGCAUGCAGAGAUCCAUGGCCUCCCUGUGCAACAAGCUGGAACAGGCUCGAACGGAGAUCUACUCUUUGCAGAAAGAGAAAGAAGAGGCUAAGCAGUGCUGUGAUGCCAUGGAGAGAGACAAACUGAGGACAGAGAGACAGCUGGAGGAUACAUCAGCACAGGUAUGUACUCUUCUGGUGGAGCUGGAGGAAGCCAGAGGUAAUAAGGUGACUAAGGACGAUGGCAGCUCCGCCAACAUCUCCAGCACCUCUGAGGUCAUCAGUCCACGCCAGCUGUCCUUCCGCAGUGUGGAGCAGCUGCAGAGGCAGAACCAAAGCCUGCUGGGGAGGGUGAGGGAGCUGGAGGAGGAAAAGGACAGACAGAAGAGCCAAGUGACAUCAGCACGUGUGUCAGAGUUGGAGGCCAGCGUGGAUAAGCUUCAGAAGGAGGUGGAGCAGCUGAGAGAGCAGAGGAACCAGCAGAAACAGCUUGCCGAAUCCAACGCCAGACAGAGAGACAUGUACAAGGCCCUGCUGACACAGAGCACCGGCUUCAGCCUACCCCCUCAAGGUCUGGAUUCUUCAUCCCAGCCUGCACCUGUUAAGCCGUCAGUCCCAGCUACUCGCUCUACUCCUCAGAGAGCUGCUGCUGCUGAGUCAGCACAAACCAUUCAGACUAAAGCUGCUUUAAAACAGCUGAAUGACGCCUUCAGUCUGUAUAAGAAGGAGAAGGCAGAGAACGACAGGAUGUUGAAUGAAACAAACGACAGACUGCAGAGACAGCUGACAGAUCUCCGCUCCAGCCACACCAAGCUCACCUCUCAACUUGAGUUCAGCAGCAAGAGGUACGAGAUGCUCCAGGAAACGGUAUCAGCCUACCGCAGAGAGAUCUCCGCCCUACAGGAUAGGAACCAAAAGAUGUCUGCUACGGCCCAACGACAUGAACAGAUCAUACACACAAUGAGCCAGGACCUGAGACAGGCUAACGAAAAACUGGCGCUGGAAGAGGUGCGCGUCGAGAACUUGACUAAAGAGAAAGACAUUUUGAGACAAGCAGAGAGUCGACUCAAUCGAGAGAAGGAAGCCGUGCUGGCUGAGCAACGUAACCAGAACCUGCUGCUCACCAACCUCAAGACCAUACAGUUGAAUAUGGAGCGUACAGAGACAGAGACUCGCCAGCGGCUGAACAGCAAGAUGGAGAAUCUGGAGGCAGAACUGGUUUUAAUGAAGACCAGGCAGGACCAGGAAGUAGCGCAAAGACAUGCGCUUGGGCGCACCAUGGAUGUUCAGUUAUUAGAAGCUAAGAAACAGCUAGAGACCCAGAACACCUUGCAGCAGAAGACCAGAGAGUUGUUGCGUGGCGCUGAACAGCAGGUGGCAGCACUGAAAGCCCAGCUGGCUUCUGCUUCAUCCUCUGAGGCUGUCACCACCUCCAGCAGCAUGACCACCGCAGCUACCAGAGCUGCAGGCCUCCGAGCACCACUGAGAGUACGCUCUCCAGUGCCAGCAGCCUCACAGCAGCUCAGCCAAUCGGAGCAGGAGAUUGCAGAGGUGAAAAGUCUCCUGCGUACUGCCGAGGAACUAAACGGUGAAAUAGCAGAGCAGCUAAAGAAUGCUAAUGCUACUGUCGAGCAGUACAGGGCUGUGGUACUGACUCUGGAAGACAGCCUGAAGAAGGAAAAGGAGUCUCGCUCUCCUUUGGAGCUCCGGCUGAAGGAGUCCGAGGAAGUGCAGAAGCAGCUGGAGAAGGCGAUUUUAGAGGCGGAGAAAAUGAAGCAGCAGGAAAGAGAAGAGAGAAGAAAGGCUGUGGAUGCUGUGGAAAAACAAGUGUGUGAAGUGCAGCGCAGUCUGAAGUCCAGCCAGGCAGAGCAGCAGGAGGCGCUGGAGAGAGCUGCCACUGCUGUUACACUGGAGCAGAAGGCCGUACAGGACAGCCUGCUGCAGACUAAGCUAGCUGGAGAGGCGCAGGCUAAGUAUGAGCGAGAGCUCAUGCUUCAUGCUGCUGACGUGGAGGCUCUGCAGGAGCUGAAGAAAAGAUCCCAGCAAGGUGUAGCACAGAAUAGGGAGCUGGAGGAGCAACUGAACAAGAUCUCGUCCCUCCUGCAGGAGAAAACUGUAGCUUUGAACACAGUGGAGAGACAGCUGAAGGAGGAUCUGUCCACUCAGAGUCGUCGCUGUGUGGAGCUGGGGAAGCAGAAUACUCUCCUGCACCAACAGAUGGAUGAAAUGGCCACCAAGAGCAGUCGGAUGCAGAAACAGCAGCAGCAGCUGCUUGACCUGUCGUUCACUGAGGAGGGGAAGACCACUGAACAGAUACUAGAAAUACUACGGUUUGUGCGGCGUGAGAAAGAGAUUGCUGUGGCUUGUGGUGAGGCGUCUGGUGAAGAAGCUCUUCGCUACAAACAGCGAGUGGAACACCAAGACAGAGAACUGAAGGAGCUGCAGGAAGCGCUGAACUCUGAGAGGGAGAACAUGCAGGCCACAGCGAAGACUCUGGCCCUGCAGGAGGAGCAGCUGAAGAAGAUGGAGACCAUCGGCGCUCUCCAAGAUGCCAACAGGAUGCUGAAAAUGGAGCGCGAGAGACUGGAACAAGAGCUGCUGCAAGCUCAGGCUAAAGUUAAAAAGCUACAGUCAGACAUCAGCCCACUACAUCAAUCUUUGUCCCUGCUGUCAGAGAAAAAUGGCUCCAUGCAGGCGGAUAAGAGGAUACUGGAGGAAGACCUCAAACGCUGGAAGGCCAAAACACAGCAACUGGUCAGCCAACAGAAAGACGGCGACGUUGAGGAGAGACAGAAACUGGCCACUGAGAGAGAAGCUCAGCAGAGACGCAUCACACAGCUCGCUGAAGAGACGGGCAAGCUGAAGACUGAACUGGCCAGAUCCAGCGCCAGCAGUAACUCCGCUCAGUCUCAGCUGCAAGCCCUCAGAGACUCUGUGGCCCGUCUGACGUCGGAGAGAGACGGUCUGAAGAAAGACCUGGAAACAAAAAACAGCGACAUUUUGGAGAAGAACAGGACCAUCACCCAGGUCAAGAAGAUAGGACGACGCUACAAGACCCAGUAUGAGGAGCUCAAAGCGCUGCAUGACAAGCUGGUUGUGGAUACUGCUGCUAAAGCUGGAAGUGAGGCAGGUCCGAGCCACGAGGUGCAGCAGGAUCUGACUAAAGCCCAGGAGGAGCUCAACACACUGAAAGAGGAGAUGCAGAAAAAAGUGGAAGAGGCCCAGAAGUCCCAGCAGGAGCUGGAGGAGGCCAAGAAGGAAAACCAGCAGACCAAAGACAAGCUCCAGGAGGUCCAAAACCAGCUGACACAGAAACAGAACCAGCUGACACAGGUCCAGUCCCAGUUUUCCCAGACUCAGACUCAACAGCAGCAGAAUCAGAACCAGCUGACCCAGAGUCAGAAAGAGCUUCAGCAAGCCAAGACCCACAGCCAGCAGGUACAGAACCAGUUAAAAUCAGCUCAGUCUCAAGCUCAGGCCCGGCAGAACCAGAUCCAGCAGAUCCAGAGGGAGCUCCUCCAGGCUAAAGAAGCCCUCCAGCAGAACCUGGCUAAUCAGAAAGAGCUACAGCAGACCAACCAAAGCAGUCAACAGAGCCACAACCAGGAAGUCAGUAACAUCAAGACUGCUCUCAGCCAAGCCGAGAGCAAGGUGACUGAGUUUCAGGGCCGCCUGGACAGCCAGCAGAAGAUGGUUGGUGAGCGUGAAGCAGACAUCAAGCGUCUGCAGGAGCAGCUAACUGAAGCUAACCAGGCUAAUGAAGCUAGCCGAGCCACGCAGGCCAACCAGAACCAGAGUUCCCAGUCCAUCCAGGCCGGUGAUUCAAACGUUGCUAGUGACGCUAACCAGGCACAACAAGAGGAGCUGACAAAACUCAGACAAGAGCUGUCUGAGAGCAAGAACAGAGAGGAGCAGCUCAAAAAGCAGAUUUCUGAAAAAGAGGAAAAGACUAAGAAGGUCUUCAUGGGAGCCAAGACCAAAAUCAACCAACUAAACGGUGCUAAGGAGCAGCUCAGUCAGGAGAUAGAGCAGAUGAAACAGAGUAAGGAGGAGCUGGAGGUGAGAAUGAACGCCCUCAAGUCUCAGUAUGAAGGACGAUUUCUUCGGCUGGACAGAGAGCUGAGAGAACUGAGAGAGACGCAAUCACAGUCUGAUGCCCGAGAGGAACCACAGGACCAGAGUGGAGCUAAGGUGGGGGAUCAGGCCAGAUCUGCAGACCAGAGGCAGAUCUCUUUGAAAAGUCCUGCCCAAGACCGGGGAAGCUCCAGCCUGUCUGACCCUCCCACCGCUAACAUCCGUCCCACUACAAGUACUCCAUCUCCUAGCAACAAGCCAAGCCCCUCCCCUGGUAGCAAGGCUACACCCCGUGCCAGCGUCCGGCCAAUGGUUACCCCGGCAACUGUCCCCAUCCCAACACCUACUGCUACUGUGAUGCCAACCACACAGACUGACAGCCAAGAGGUGCUGAUGACAGCAGGAGCCGUUGUACACUCUACCAGCUCCAGUCUGGUGAACACACCCACAUCAAUAACUCAGCCAACCAGCACCCAGGCCACAGCUUUUGUCCAGCCCACCCAGCAGCAGGCAGCCAAUCAGGACUCAGGCCUCAGUAUGGAGGCAGAGCGACCAUCAACAUCCUCCUCCCUGAGUGGAACAGCGGGUUCAAAGCGAAGCAGAGAGGACGAGGAAGAGGAGAACAGACCAGAGAGUUCACACACACCUCCGACCUCUAAAAAGCUACGACUAAAACCAACGAUGGCACUGCAGUUGGAAGGGGAUGAAGAGAUUGAAGGAGAGCUGAGGGACGAGGGGGAACGGCAGGAUUCACCAGAUGACAGUCAGGAGCUUCCAGACGAUUGUUUCCCAGUUUUAGCUGAAGAUGACGAGGACAUGGAGAGAGUGUCCCAGUCUGUCCCCUCUGAUAUGAUGUCCUCUCAGGGCUCCGCUAUCAUUCGGGAUGUCAUUGUGAUCGACACGGACAGUGAGAGCCGUGAGAGCAAAGAGGGGGAGGAGAAGCAGGAGGACGAAGAGGAAGAUGAGGAGGAGGAGGAAGAAGAAGAAGAUGAAGAAGAAGAAGAAGAAGAAGAGGGGUAUAAGGAGGAAGAGGAUGAUGAUGAUGAAGAUGAUGGAGACAGCGGGAUGAGGGGAGGAGAGGAGAGUAAUGAAGAGAGCAGGGAGGCAGAGGAGGAGGGAGGGGAGGAUGAGCCGUCAGAAGCUGCCAGCGCUGAGGAGAAUGUGUGUGGAGCGUCUUCAGACUCGCAGCAGCGUCCCUCUGAGCCGUCCCACAGCAAUGAAGGCAGCAGCAGCGCCACAUCAGAGGCCGAGCCCCCCAGAGAGCCUGUAUACUUCCCACCAACCUCCUCCUCCUCCCUCACACCCCGCCUGCCCCACCCACGCAGGCCCCCACACCCGCUCCCACCACGACUCUACAUCCAACCUCCAGCUCCGGAGCUGGGACCCCCACACACACAGAGACAGUCCUCUCAGCUGCGCAGACCAUCAGUAGGACGCGGACCUCAACUAACCCCUGGAAUAGGCAGUAUGCAACAUUUCUUUGAUGAUGACGACAGGAUGGUUCCCAGUACUCCCACUCUGGUAGUCCCACACCGCACUGAUGGCUUUGCUGAGGCUAUACAUUCUCCUCAGGUAGCAGGUCUGUCCACCAGGUUCAGGUUUGGACCUCCAGAAGACCUGCUGCCUCAGACAUCAGCCUCACACUCUGACCUGGGACAACUGGCCUCUCAAGGAGGUCUCGGGAUGUAUGAGUCUCCUCUGUUCCUGGCUGCUCAUGAUGAAGACGGAGGAGGAAGGAGCGUCCCCACCACACCUUUACAAGUGGCUGCACCAGUGACCGUCUUCACAGAGUCUCUGCCCUCAGACAGUGGUGACAACAUGGCAUCCCAGUCGGUUCCCAUGGUAACCACCUCCACCGGGAUGGCUUCUGCUGCAGAUGACGGAGAUGAAGUCUUCAUGGACCAGGAAGGAGACGGUCCUGGUAUUGAAUCUUCUUUGGAGAGCCAGACAGACAUGGAGUCAACAGGACAGCAGAGUGACUAUGCAUCACUGCCAUCUACCAGCCAAGACCCGGACACCAGCAGUGCUGCUCAGCGGCGCACAGUGACCAGUCUGAUGAGCAGCCUGUCAGGCAGAGGAACCAGAGGAGGCAGGAUGGAGGCCCGGACGUUACUCAGCCGCAGAGGUACUUUCUCUCGAGGAGGAAGGGGAGGAGCCAUGGGCAGAGGGGGCUUGGCCUAAUGAUGAUGUCACCAGUAGUCAUCUCCUCCCAUAUUGAAAUGAAAAGACGACGCUUAUCCCCGGAUUCUUAUUUUUGUUGACUUUUGAGACAUUCAGUUUUCUCAAUGAAUCUUCUGUCCAAUCCAAUAAUCACACUAUUACACAAGACAUAGAGCUUUGUACGUGCACGGUCCUUCCUCUGAGAAAUGUACGCUCACAUUGUGAAGUCCAGUGCGUUUUUAGUUGUGUGUAUUCAUGACAGCAUUGUCAUUUUGUUAGUAUCUUCAUUUUGCUCUGUCUUUAGGCUGUCAAUACACGUUUUAAUAAUAAAGAUGAAUAAUGAGAA
Messenger RNA from Cottoperca gobio, 7744 nucleotides. Its product is annotated as nucleoprotein TPR-like. The record is from RefSeq and is a predicted model, not a curated record. Gene Ontology annotation, cellular component: nuclear pore. NCBI's taxonomy places the organism in Eukaryota, Metazoa, Chordata, Actinopteri, Perciformes, Bovichtidae. Gene Ontology annotation, biological process: mRNA export from nucleus; regulation of mitotic spindle assembly; protein import into nucleus. The annotation marks the transcript as partial. Gene Ontology annotation, molecular function: structural constituent of nuclear pore. The transcript has 54 exons.